Messenger RNA from Actinia tenebrosa (Australian red waratah sea anemone), 4264 nucleotides. RefSeq names its product sodium- and chloride-dependent GABA transporter 2. Gene Ontology annotation, cellular component: plasma membrane. The record is from RefSeq and is a predicted model, not a curated record. Lineage: Eukaryota; Metazoa; Cnidaria; Anthozoa; Actiniaria; Actiniidae. Gene Ontology annotation, biological process: nitrogen compound transport; amino acid transport; sodium ion transmembrane transport.
CACUCAACAAGAUACUACUAUAAUGCAGCCAGCUCUCUGAUCAGUUGGAUCUUUACGCUUGAUUUUAGUUCUUAUUUCAUGCUCGAAGGAAACUCAUUCAGGUUGAUGACAUCAAUAUACAAUCGCUUCAACAAUUUCGGAGCAUAUUUUUUCUCACAACAAAGCAAAUCGUUACGAAAUAAGUAGGUUUGUUGAGGUUUGAUAUCGUUGAGCCUCUUGCCAAACAAAAUGGUAGCUGAAAGAGAAACUUGGGUCGGCAAGUURGACUUCAUUCUCGCCCUGAUCGGGUUUUCUGUUGGUCUUGGAAACAUUUGGCGUUUUCCAUACUUGUGUUAUAAGAAUGGCGGAGGUUGUUUUCUGAUUCCAUAUGCAAUAUGUCUAUUUGUUGCUGGUGUGCCAUUAUUAAUCCUUGAAGUUUGUUUGGGCCAGUUCAUGAGUCAAGGUGGAAUAACAGCAUGGAAAAUCUGCCCAAUUUUCCAAGGAAUUGGAUGUGCUAGUGUAGUGAUUGUCCAGUAUCUGAAUAUCUACUAUAUCGUCAUUCUUGGAUGGGCAUUCUUCUACAUGUUCCAUUCAUUCACGGCCGUACUACCAUGGUCUCAUUGUGGKAACAAAUGGAAUACUGCUGCCUGCUUUGCUGGCAAGAAGAUGAUAGAAGUAAAUGUGACAAUAAAUGGAACUUUCAAUGGAACCAAAACAUUUGAAGAUAACAGCACAGUCUCGCCCAUUGUUGAGUUUUGGAACAAUCGAGUGCUCAACAUAUCUAAUGGUCUUGAUGAGGUCGGCAGUAUCAACUGGGAGAUGGCUCUCUGUUUAUUGCUCUCAUGGAUUGUCUGUUAUUUGUGUGUAUGGAAGGGAGUCAAGUCAACAGGCAGAGUUGUGUACUUCACAGCAACUUUCCCCUAUGUUCUCCUAACUAUCAUCUGUGUGCGUGCUGUUACUCUUCCUGGAGCAGCCACUGGAAUCAAGUAUUAUCUUCUUCCUGAUUGGUCUAAGCUACAACAGGGACAAGUUUGGCUCGAUGCAGCUACUCAAGUGUUUUUCUCCUAUUCAAUUGGCCUUGGAACUCUUGUUGCUCUUGGAAGCUACAACAAGUUUAAGAAUAAUUGUUACAGGGAUUGUAUCAUCUUUGCAUGUGUGAACAGUGGCACAAGUUUUUACGGAGGAUUUGUGAUCUUUUCUGUACUGGGAUUCAUGGCUGAGAAGCAAGGAGUUAGCGUUGGAGAUGUAGCCGAGUCAGGUCCUGGCCUGGCCUUUAUUGCGUAUCCUGCAGCUGUCGCUGAGAUGCCCAUUUCCCCGCUUUGGUCCAUUCUGUUCUUCUUUAUGGUCAUUCUGCUGGGAUUGGAUAGCGAGUUUGUUGGAGUGGAGGGCUUUGUGACAGCCAUAGUAGACAUGUUCCCGGGGUAUCUUAGACGUGGAUACCGUAAAGAGAUUUUCAUCGGAGUGAUGUCAACAUUCUGGUUUUUUAUGGGAUUAUUUAUGGUCACAGAGGGUGGCAUGUAUGUCUUCCAGCUCUUUGACAAUUACUCUGCUAGUGGUAGUGCGCUACUGUGGGUGUCUCUGUUUGAGAGUAUAGGCAUUGGAUGGAUUUAUGGUGCCGAACGCUUCUAUCAGAACAUUCAAGAAAUGAUUGGUUUCAGGAUCAAUCCCUGGCUGAAGAUGUGCUGGAUUUUCUUUACCCCCGUAUUCUGUCUGGCUAUUUUCAUCUUCACACUUGUGACCUACGAACCUCUGGUGUACAAUAAGACCUACAAGUAUCCUGCAUGGGGUGAAGCUAUUGGCUGGUGUUUGGCCAUGUCAUCUAUUAUCUGUGUCCCUGUCGUUGCUAUUAUCAAUAUGAUGAGGGCUAGUGGAGACUUUAUUGAUCGUUUGAGGGUUGUAACGACACCAGUACUACCCCCUGGCCGUGGUGUGCCUUAUGCAGACAACAACCCUUUGAAAUCACCUGAUGUUGAAAAGAAAGAUGUCAUGGAAUUCAAUACUAAGAUGUAAAUAAUGAGUACAAUCGAAACUGAUCACUUCACUCUUUUAACCGAUAUUUAACCAACUAACUUGUAUAAUCCCCUAAUUUUGAUGCAAUUCCUUACAGAAAAUACUUGUAGCAUACUGGUUAUUACUGAAGAUGAGUAUCACAUCCCAUUUAUUGACACCAAAAUGCUAGCAAUUCUAACUCCCUAUUUCACUGGUUAUCCUUGAUUCCAUACGUUUGAAUCUUUUCUUCCCAAGCUGCUCAUAAAUAGUAUACUUAACCAGUAUCUGUAGGUGUUUUCAAGGUUUAUGCACAUAAUACUAAUAUUAACCUUCCUCCCUACAACCUCAACAGAAUCAAUAGAAUCAAUCAAUUUCAAUUUUUAUUAGGUUUAUAAGUGAAAUAUCUGCACUUGAUUUAAACAAAACUUGAAUAAUAUUAGUUUAAAAUAGUCAUUACUAAUAGUAUCACAACUCAGCUUAAAAUAUCACCCAGUACAGAAUCAAAAUCUUUACUAGUUACCUUUCCAGAUUAAUGGACAGUUUAAUUAAUUGGCUGGAUAAUUGUGCUGCAUAUGCAAAUUUUAAGCUAAUGAUAUGAUCAACAAGAAAAAAAGGACCUAUUUGCCGUUUUCAAGUUGUAGGAGUGCAUUGCUGGUUUGGGGCUGGUUUGAAGGACAUUUCAUCAAAAGACCUAAUUCGUUGCAUUACGAUGUUUUCCCAUUUCAGACCACGCGCCAUUCCCAAGAGYGGCAUUUCUUUGUUUAACRGUUGCACUCGGUUUCAUAUGAGAAGGCACACGAAUAUGGAUAAAAACAAAACAGAGAAUCAUAUUCUCUCGUGAAUAACACGUGGUCUGAAAUGGGAAAACAUCGUAACACAAAGAUUAGGUCUAUCAAUGUCAAGUGAAAAAAAUGCCAUAAGUACUAAUGCUUGCCCUAAAACAGCCCGUGAUGCAACACACUCUGCAACUUCAGAACAGCUUAUAGACCCUUUGCAUAAAUUUAUUAACCAUAUGUAUAAUUAGGAAAAGUACUAAGCCUCUGUGUGCAAAAAAAACAACAACAAAAAAAAGGUUUGAUGAACCAUUUUUUAUUGCAAGUCCUAAAAUGCAUCUGCAUAUGAUUAGUAUAUUUAUGCAAAGUGUCUAUGUGCGCUUGAAGUUUGAAAAUAACUGGAUUUUAAAAAAUCCUUGGAAUUCCAAACUGAAUUUUUUAUAUUCUGUUGUUUCCAAACUGAAUAACAUGUACAUGUAGUCCUCUUGGAUAUACGUCUUAUACACUUUUACUAUAAUUAUUUUAUUAAUUACCUGGCAUUCGAUUUGUUAAUUUAUAUUUGUUUAAUCUUUUUCUUUAUUAUGCUAUUUUUAAGAUAUUAACUAUUAAUAAUAAUAUAGUUCACAUUGACACUAUUCACACUAUCACAUAAAUAAAAGUUAAUGCUAUCCACCCUUCGUACAACUGGGCCCAGCAGUGUAAAAGCUAAGAUGCAUUUGAUGCAUUGCAACAAAGUCACAGAACAGCUUUUUUAAUUUGCAGCAUUGCCUUAUUUAUUGUUGCUUGUAUUGCCACUCAACAAUCUUAUUUUUUUGCGUAUAAUAUUUAAUUGCACUGGAACAGAUUUAGCACGAUGUGGAAAAUGUACAACGCAGAGAUCAUGUGCUUGCCAUGACUUUACCACAGCCAUCGGUUUUGGCUUCACAGAGAAUCCCUGCAAAAUGUCUAUCAAAUGCAUGCUUUUAUUUUUCACAAUAAUAUAAUGUUCCUAGAUUUUUGCUAUUCCUGGGAUUCACUUGUUGUAGGAUUCAGAAUUGCUACAACGUCUCUGAAGACUAAUACAAACACGUACUCAGAGAAUAGAAAUCAUCAAUCCAAUUUAUUAUUUAUUCACCAAUAAUGUAAAUGUAUGUUAGGUACUAUAAAUUAGCAUGCCACUCAUCAAAUACUGAAGUAUCUUGAGUUUAAUGUAGAGAUGUUUCAUUGUAGCCAGUCUGCAUGGUGGUGGGCACAAUGCAUUGUUUAUUCGUAAAAAGAGAUUUCAUCUCCUGAAGAAGAAAAUCUGCUUUAUUUUGACUUUAAAUGGCUGCAGUGAACUCGUCUAUUUAGGACCUUAGACACAGGAUAUUGUCAGUAUUGAAUUUUGUUAAUUUGAUCAAAAGUGUUUCCUUUUCAUCUUGUAUUUCAAAACCCACAAGAUUUCUUGUCGUACAAAAAGAAAUCAAAAACUUGUGGAAGUGUGUAGCACAGUAAAUAAUAUCCGACUCUUCCAAACCAUAUAAAGUGCAAACACGAUCCAUGAA